AUGUCGCCCAACGGCCAGAAAAUGGAUAACGUGACACCCAUAGCGGUGGUGGGAAUGAGCUUUCGCGGUCCCGGCGAUGCCACAGAUACAGAAGGUCUCCUGCGAAUGGUGGCCGAAGGCCGUGAGAGCCGAUCUGAGAUUCCAAAGCAGAAAUGGAACCACGACAGUUUCUAUCACCCAGAUCCGAGUCGAUAUGGCACAAAGAAAAAAAAGCACAAUGUCAAGUAUGGACAUUGGUUCGAGCAAGACGUGUACGAGUUCGAUGCGCCAUUUUUCAACAUAUCAGCACCCGAGGCAAUUGCUCUCGAUCCCCAGCAGCGGAUGCUGUUAGAAUGUUCGUACGAAGCUUUCGAGAACUCCGGCAUUCCAAUGUCCAAGGUGAUUGGGACAAACACGUCCGUUUUCGCGGCUUGCUUUGCGACGGACUAUACAGACAUGCUCUGGAGGGACCCCGAGACUGUACCAGUCUACCAGUGCACAAACUCCGGGUUUUCACGGGCGAACAUGGCAAAUCGCAUAUCCUACUCUUUUGAUUUAAGAGGGCCUAGCGUAACAGUCGACACAGCAUGCUCUGGUGGCUUGACUGCUCUGCAUCUGGCUUGUCAGAGCUUACUAUCUGGCGAUGCAAAACAGGCAAUUGCAGCCGGAUCGAGCUUGAUUCUGGGCCCUGAAGUUAUGGUGACAAUGAGUAUGAUGAGGUUCCUGUCUCCUGAUGGGAGAUGUUACGCUUUUGACGAGCGUGCGAACGGUUACGCUCGGGGUGAGGGAGUUGCUGUUCUGCUUCUGAAGCGAUUGGAUGACGCGCUCGCCGAUGGCGAUACGAUCCGAGCGAUCAUUCGCGGCACAGGUUGCAACCAAGAUGGAAAGACCCCUGGUAUCACAAUGCCCAACGGGGUCUCGCAAGAGGAAUUAAUAAGAUCGGUGUAUGAGAAGACCGGCCUUGACCCACUGGAGACAUCAUACGUGGAAUGUCACGGGACAGGCACCCAGGCAGGUGACACGACCGAGACGGGGGCUAUACGAACUGUUUUUGGCCGUCGCCAGCCACAAAACGCACUCGCUAUCGGGUCUGUCAAAACAAAUAUUGGCCACCUUGAGGGCGCGAGUGGUCUUGCAGGCGUCAUCAAGUCAAUACUGAUGUUAGAGAACGAGAUCAUCCUCCCGCAUCGGAAUUUCGAGAAGGCGAACCCACGUAUCCCACUGAAAGAGUGGGGUCUUCGCGUACCAAUUACUGUCGAACCUUGGACGUGCUCAUCGCCUCGUCGUGUGUCCGUAAAUAGCUUCGGCUAUGGUGGAGCGAACGUCCACGCCAUCCUCGAAAGUGCCAAAGACUUUCUGCACGCACGAGGUUUCGAUCCUAAUGUUUCUACGAGAAGGUCCGCAUUUGCUGUCAGGGCGAUUCAAGAAGCUCUUCAACUCGGGCCCACCAAUGGCCACUCUGUCGCCAAUGGUCACUCAUUUACCAGCGGUAAUGGGAUCUUAGCGCAGUCGACCCCAACAAUGCUCUUUGCGCUUUCCGCCUUCGACCCAACAGCUGGAGAAGCAUGGGCUGGGAAGCUCGUGGAGUACGUGACUCAAAGACAAAGCGUACCAGACGCGGCAUUCCUUCGUAGCCUUGCGUUCACCCUCAGCAACAGGAGAACCAUUCACUCGUGGAAAGCCGUCGUGGCGGCGUCCUCCAGUUGGGAGUUGAUCUCACAACUGAAGAAGGCGCAGUUCGUCAAUAUCCCUCCAAGGCGCAACCUUGGCUUUGUAUUCACCGGUCAGGGGGCUCAGUGGUGUGGAAUGGGAAAGGAGCUCAUCAAUGCCUUCCCACGGUUCCAAGAAAGCCUUCAAAGAUGCGGAGAAGCGCUAGUACGCCUAGGAGCUCCGUUUGAUGUGCUAGAGGAGCUCCAGAAAGACUUUGAGACUUCCCAAGUGAACAAAGCAGUAUACAGCCAGCCUCUUUGUACAGCGCUACAGAUCGCCUUGGUGGACCUACUCGAUUCUUGGGAUAUCCAUCCCAAUUCCGUCACUGGACACUCUAGUGGAGAGAUUGCGGCCGCUUACUGUGCCGGUGCAAUUAGUCUUGAGGAUGCUAUGCUCCUGGCAUACGCCAGAGGAUGUGCGACGACAGACUUAGCCAGGAAAGGUGUCGACGGUACCAUGGCCGCAGUGGGCAUGACGCGAGAAGAGCUUAGCCCAAUUCUGUCGGACUUGCGGAACGGAAAGGCUGUGAUAGCUUGCUCAAACAGCCCUUCAAGCAUCACUGUUUCUGGUGACAAGAGUGCUAUUGAUGAGCUACAGCAGGUGCUUCGGGAGCAAGGUGUCUAUAACCGGAGGCUAGUUGUUGGGGUGGCAUAUCACUCUCAUCAUAUGACUCUUGUCGCGGACAGCUACCGGGCCGCCAUUUCUAAAAUCAGAGCCAGCGAAGGAAACAAGCUUGACUUCUUCUCUUCUGUAACAGGGAAGCUGUUAGAAAAAUCAAAGCUAGGCCCAGAGUAUUGGGUCAGCAACAUGGUUGGCGAAGUGAAAUUCGCUCAAUCACUCGGCCAAAUGGCAAAUCAUCAGGCCCCUAACAGAGUGCAAACUCUGGUCGAGAUUGGCCCUCAUGGAGCACUCGCAGGGCCAAUCAGGCAAGUUCUUGAAGCCGAUGAGGGCCUGACAAAAUCAUCAAUAGAAUACCUCUCCAUUCUUACUCGGAAGAAGAAUGCUGUCACUACAGCGUUGAGUGUUGCAUCUACCCUGUUUGUUUCUGGAAAUACCGUUCAAGUGUCGGCCGUGAAUCAAUGCAGCGGGUUGAAGAUUCCGCCAUUGAUCGACCUGCCAUCCUACGCCUGGAAUCACUCGAGGACAUACUCCGCUGAAUCUCGGAUUAGCAAAGUAUACCGUGAACGAGAGAAUCCGAGGACUGACCUACUUGGUGUGUUGGAUGUCCAUUCAAGCACGCUGGAGCCGCGUUGGCGGCAGAUUAUUCGUUUGUCGGAGUUGCCAUGGCUCCGAGACCAUAACAUCCAAUCCACUAUCAUUUAUCCAGCUGCUGGAUACAUUACCAUGGCAAUGGAGGCAGCUAGGCAGCGGGUCCUGCGGGCAGCGCCGGGGACGCAGGUUCUGGGAUAUCAAUUCCGCGACGUGAACAUCAGUUCCGCGCUUCUUAUCCAGGAGACGCCUGGCCAAGUUGAAGUCAGCAUCACGCUCAAACGCUUCUCCGAAAGUGUACGGUCGCCAUCGGAUCUCUGGGACGAGUUUUCGAUUUCAUCCGUAUCGAGUGAGAACCGAUGGACAGACCACUGCCGGGGUUUGAUUGCGGUACAAACGCCGCCCAAAACGUCAAACCCUUCGAAGCGGGGGGAGUUCUAUUCCCGCCUCUCACAAAUCGGGAUGCGAUAUGGCCCAACAUUUGCCAACAUUCAUGAUAUGCGCUCCGCGCCGGGUCAUUGCAUCAGCCGAGUGGAAAUCCCGGACACGAGAGUGGUGUUGCCAAUGCAAUAUGAGCAAGCCUGCGUCAUCCAUCCAUGUACUCUAGACAGUAUAUUCCAAACUUACCUGCCAGCGCUAGCGGCGCAGAUGGAUGAACUAGGCAAUCCUGUGGUCCCGGUCUGCAUCGAAGAUAUGUUCAUUGCCCAUGAGUCCUCCAGACAGCCAGGCGACAUUCUUGCCGCUUACUCGUCGACCAUUUCCAAGGACAACCAGUUCUUCACUGCGGAAAUUACUGUCUUCGACGGCCCAUACGAACCAGGCGACAGGCCAGUGGUUCACGUGGGCGAGAUGACACUGGCGGCCCUAGAUCAAGAUGGUGCGGAUGAGAGCGAUGAUUACGUUCCUCCAAUGGUAUUCAACUUGAAAUGGGCCCCCGAUGUGGACCUGUUGAGCAAAGCGCAGAUUAUCGACAUAGUUGGCCAGGCGGCAACUACCAACCUCAUAGAAGAGAUCGGCGCGGAGGCUGUUGGUGCGAGCUCGGGAGUGUCUGAGAACAACAGACUGGCAGCAGGUUAUCUUCACCUCCUGGCUCACAAGAAGCCAGAUCUCAGUGUGCUCACCGUAGGAUUUCAAUCUGGACCCGCAGCGCUGAACCUGCUUUCUCUGCUAUCCCAACUGGCCGGCAGCGUUGCCCCAUUCAAAACGUUCCAUCACACCGAUGCGGAGUUUGAUCUAGACCAGGUGGCUAAGGCCAAAUUCCCUGCCUGGGUAGAUUCAAUUACUUUCAAAAACUUGAAAACAGAAGGCGGCAUUCCGAAGGACACGAUGAGAGGUGUAGAGGGCACAUACGAUGUUGUGGUGGCGUUCAACGUCCUCGGAUACAGCAGAGGUCUUUCGCAAAGCUUUUCGUCAGCCUCAAAACUGCUCAUGCCGAGCGGUAGAUUGUUACUCGUGGAUCACGCCCCGGCUUCAUCUCUUGCUACUCUGCCACAGGAUUCUCUCGUAGGUUUUAUCUCCAGCGAAGAUGACCCCUCCACCGCCAAGUCAUCAUUGACUGUUGAUCUUUUGGCGCGAAAGGUAGGGUACAAAACACACCAGGCACUGUCCGAGGGCGUCAUGGUUUUCCAGACAGAGAACGAGCCAAGCUUGGGCAGCAAUAUCACGGGAGUUCUCAUCGUUGUUGACGACGAAGCUCAACCAGCAGUUGACCUGGUUCGUUUGCAAACGAUCUGCGAAGAUAUCGGCUUGGCAACAGAGAUAGUGCCACUCUAUGACGCAAACCCCAGGCCAACUCAGGCGUGCAUUGUGCUCUCUGAGCUGUCAAGGCAGGUGCUGGCAGCGCCUGAGCCCGCCGAGUGGGAGGCCAUCAGGACAAUGGCCCACCGUGGAGCCGGCCUUCUUUGGCUCACCCAAGGCGCUGGUGGUGAUAUUUGCUCAAAUCCUGAGGCGUCACUUGUGCAUGGGCUCGCCCGCACCAUCCGCUCAGAGACAGGAGACCGGCCCAUAGUUACAUUUGAUCUGGACAGUAUCCAGACUCUCGGAGCCGAGGCUGCCGCUGUAUACAUUGCAGAUGUCUUCCAGUACAUGGUGCAAUAUGCCAGUGGCAGCGAGGUUAUGGAACCAGAGUUUAUUGAGCGGAAUGGCGUUCUUCAAUUACCGCGGCUAGUCGAGGACGUCGGUGCUAGAGAGAAUCUGCAGUCUGGAAGUGGGACGAGAGGGUCCAAGGCGACGCCAUCACUACAGCGGCUGGACAAAGUGGGCUCCUCUCGUCUAUUUGUGGGUACGCCUGGGCUGCUGGACAGUCUUCACUUCGCGCCAGACGACCGUACCGCUAGCCAUCUGGAGAAUGGGAAGGUCGAGGUAGAGGUCAAGGCGGUGGGCAUCAAUUUCAAGGAUGUCAUGAUGGCGAUGGGUCAGAUCCAGGUGGAUGAUCUGGGUUGUGAGUGCAGUGGCAUCGUUUCGGCUGUGGCUGGUGACGUCGUGACUGACCCUCACGGUCUUCGGGUUGGAGACCGGGUCAUGUGCUUGAGUUCAGGAUCAUUCUGUACGAGGUUACGGCUCGACGCUAGGCUGGCGGCGCGCAUUCCCGAUUCCAUGUCCUUUGAGACAGCGGCUGCGCUACCAAUCACACACGUAACCGCAUACCACUCAUUACACAACAUCGCGCGCCUACGCAGAGGCGAGACCAUACUGAUCCACGCCGCCACAGGUGGUUUGGGUCAGGCCUUCGUCGAAAUGAGCCAACUGGCUGGCGCGGACAUCUUUGUCACCGUGGGCAACGCGAAGAAAAAGAGUUUCGUUAUGGAUCGAUUUGGGCUGGCGGAAGAACGGAUCUUGUACAGCCGAGAUAUGAGCUUCGCUAGCGAUGUGAUGCAGUUGACAGGAGGCCGCGGCGCCGAUGUGAUCGUCAACUCUCUAGCUGGCGAGGCCCUCCGGCAGUCCUGGAACUGCAUCGCCCCAUAUGGACGUUUCGUCGAGCUUGGUCAGCGGGAUAUCACCAUCAACACGCGACUGGAUAUGGCACCUUUUGCACGAAACGCCUCCUUCACUGCGUACAACUUGGCCUACACAAUGCGGGUUGACCCGCAAGCAGCACGCGACGUCCUGGUCGAGGUACUGACGCUGUUCUCCCAUGGUGCACUGCGAGGCCCUGAUCCACUUGAGACAUAUGGCUUCUCCGAGCUCCAACAGGCCUUCCGCAAGAUGCAGACCGGCCGACACAUGGGCAAGCUCGUGGCGAUUGCCAAACCGGACGACAUUGUAAAGCACAUCGCCGUCACUACUGGAAGACCGCUACUCCGGUCCGAUGCUGCUUAUCUGCUGGUCGGAGGUCUCGGUGGCAUCGGCCGUGCCACCGCUCUAUGGAUGGUCUCACGCGGAGCCCGCCAUCUCGUCUUCCUCAAUCGAUCAGGUACCGAGAGCGAAGCGGCGCGGGAUACGGUAAGUGCGCUACAGGCAGCGGGUUGCACAGCCACGGUCUUCGCAUGCGACGUUGCCGAUGCAGCUCAACUUGCGUCUACCUUGGAUAAAGCACGGCAGCAACUGCCACCCAUUCGUGGUGUUAUCCAGGGCGCCAUGGUCUUACGUGAUUGCAUGCUAGACAGAAUGUCCCUUGAGGAUUACUUGGCUGUCCUCCGGCCCAAGAUGCACGGCACAUGGAACCUCCAUGUUCACCUGCCGAUGGACUUGGAUUUCUUCCUAAUGGAGUCGUCAGUUAGCGGCAUAAUAGGAAACACAGCGCAGGCUUCCUAUGCUGCCGCAAAUACCUUCCUUGACGCAUUUUCCCGGUAUAGAAGAUCCCGCGGCCAACCGGCUACCACGAUCGACAUAGGCGCCGUGUCGGGCGUUGGUUAUAUUGCGCAAAACGAAGAGCUCAAACAGGCUAUGCAGCGGCAGGGAUUCGACUUCACAGAUGAAACCCGUCUGAUGCAUCUUCUGGAGUUCGCGAUAGGGAACUCCACCCGUGAGCCCCAUCGUGCUCACAUCAUCACAGGCCUAGGCGCCUACCAUCCGGACACAUCCCUUCCAGCCUUGAGCACCCCUAUGUUCUCACGCUACCGGAUGCUAUCUUCAUGCGCCACUAAUAUCAGCAAUUCUAACGACACGCUCCGUCAGGCUCUCAAACAAUCGAAAAACAUGAAUUCUGCGGUCGAGGUGGUACUCGCGGCUCUGGUGGACCAGAUCGUCUCCCACACUGGUGUCCCCAUCGAAAAUGUUAGCACAGGCCACAGCUUGCAGGAUUACGGCAUCGACUCUUUGGCCGCUGUUGAGUUCAGAAAUUGGCUUUCCAAGGAGAUGGAGAGCGUUGUGCCUAUCUUUGAGCUGUUGGCUGCUGAGUCUCUUGCUGUUUUAGCCUCCAAAAUCGCUGGUCGAAGCAGGCUAGUAGUUAGUGCGAGCGGACAAUUUUAG
Penicillium mononematosum is the source of this 7308-nucleotide messenger RNA. RefSeq names its product type I polyketide synthase. Gene Ontology annotation, molecular function: oxidoreductase activity; fatty acid synthase activity; phosphopantetheine binding. The record is from RefSeq and is a predicted model, not a curated record. The transcript has 6 exons. Gene Ontology annotation, biological process: secondary metabolite biosynthetic process; fatty acid biosynthetic process. Lineage: Eukaryota; Fungi; Ascomycota; Eurotiomycetes; Eurotiales; Aspergillaceae. The coding region runs from base 1 to 7308 and encodes 2435 amino acids.